AUGGCCUCGCAAGAUGGCUCGGGCAUCCUGGGUUGUUUCCCGGAGGAGGUGCGCCUCAAAGUGUUCGAGAGUCUUGUGCCCGACCGUUUACCCAUCGGAACCUGGGCACCUCUUUCUCCUGCCAUCCAGGGCUCUCGGAAAGCUCUCUUCAGUCUCUGCUUCACCUCCAAGAAGUGCUAUGACCUUGCCUUGCCUUUCCUGUACAAAUACGUCAUACUCACCGACGAGACGCAGCUGCCCAGUCUCCUGGUGACCCUCAUUUCAAACAAGGAGCGCCGAGCAUGGAUCCACCGUAUUGCUGUGCUCGCCGAGAUUCCAUUCGGCGAGGAUGUUGAAACAGACCGACGCAACGUGGACUUCAUCACGAAGACCAUUGACAGGGUGAAGCAAGUCGACACACAGAACCUAGAGAGCAAUGGGGCGAAUGCCUUAAACGCACUGGGAAAACUCUUGCCUCUGCUCAAGUUUGCUCUGUCACGGCCCCUGGCCCUCAUGUGGGAUGUCGAUUACGAGGGUCUGAUGAUGGAUACGAUCCACCGCGUACAGAGUCAGUUCCUCGAACUCCUAUUUCAUAUGCAAACCCAAGUCAAGGAUAUCUUGGUUGUCGUUUUGCCCGAGCGCGAUUAUCUUCUUUGUCCUCGGCCCUUGCACGACACAAUCAUGGACCAAUUCCGGCUUGACCCCACCCGACCUUCUCCCGAGAAUCCUCUGAAGAAUCUCAUUUCCAUCAGGAAGCAGUAUCCGCGGAAUUCCAGCGAGUGGCUCAUACCAAAUCCCCUAGCACCAGAGUACCUAGUGAGCAAGGACUGGGAAUUUUGCGGGGAUAAUGGAGAAUGGUUCUUCAAUGACUACCUCGACGGCCAGGGAUGGCCUCGACCACGUCCGCCCCCGAGAGGUCUCGCAAUAUUCUCCCACGUCACCAAUCUGGGGCUCUAUGAGUCGCGGACACAUCCCGCCCAACUGCGGGUCAUCCUCAGUUCCUGCAGCUCACUCAAGGUCCUCUGCUAUACAACCUGGCCCCCGAUAUGGUUCCGUUGGCCGUCCCCCAACCCAUUCACGGACGAAGAUGAGGGAUCCCCCGUCCCAUCCACGGACGAAGAAGAGGGAAUCCCAGUGCCCACACUUCAGCAGGCGCUAGAAGAGGUCAGAGGCACACUAGAAGAACUCCGCCUGGGCUGGACUGGACAUGAAAAUGAUUUGACUGCCGCUGAGAGGGAGGCUUUGGCGCCCCACAAGGUCGAAAUAAGCGGCUUUCCCCAUCUUACCAAGGUUGAAAUCGAUCCGAUUUUUGACGCUACACGCGUUUCUGAAUCACUAUGA
Molecule: messenger RNA, 1320 nt
Organism: Diaporthe batatas
Lineage: Eukaryota; Fungi; Ascomycota; Sordariomycetes; Diaporthales; Diaporthaceae
Exons: 1
Coding region: 1-1320 (439 amino acids)
Source: RefSeq, a predicted model, not a curated record